CGGCUUGUUCAGUGACUAGAACAACAUACGCUGUUCGGUCACAGCCGGGUUGGAUGCUGCUGGGUCAUGGUGCUCUCUAACGGCUCCAUUCUUCCUCCAACAGGAUGAAGACUAAAGGAUGACAAGACAAUAAACGAAUUGAUGCAUUUCGGCGAAUACCAAAUGCGGGAUGUCUGCGUCCCUUUGGCGAAGCAACGGCGCCGUGAUAACGUAGUUUGUGAAUAGGGAGAAAUGCGUAUGACACGCAGGAAUCUGUCGUAAACUACGUCCUGGGCUCUGUACUCCGGCGUGAAAGUAGAGAAUACUAGUCCGAGUGCUUCAGAUGAUCGCAUAGGAUAUUUUCUCCACCGCAAGCGAGCUAAUGUUAGCAGCCGUGAGCGGAACACUCAGCGAGACCGGGGGAAUCCACUUGUGACGGAGGCCAUGCUAUUAUGCCGCUCGAAAAUGUACCCGAAUAAUCGGAUGACAGCGCUCCGAACCGUCGACGGGAAACUUUUGGGUUCAGUCUACGCGGCGGGCUUGCAGUAAAGGAGGUCGUGUGCGGCUAGCGGGGUCCCGAAGGCCGGUGCGAGGCGAGGAGCCGUGGCUGGCAUGGUGCUGUCACGCAUGCAGCCGAAGCACCGCAUCGAUUGAAAGCCGCUCUGACUGCGUCGCCUCUCGGAUCGGCUAAUGUGCGUGAGGCGUGUAUGGGUCCUGCGUACUCGAGAUCCCCACUCCCUCACAGGGAGCCCUGAAUCCGAGCUGCUCUACGGGCCAUAUUUUUGCCUAGCCUGACUGUCAUUUCAUGUAUGGAUGGACGCUUGCAUGCUUUGACAGAGUCCUGCGUGCAUCGUUGCAGUUGGCACAGUGCAUCCCAAGGAGGGGCUGUUACUCUAGCAAACAGACAUUGGCUCCGUCGAGGCGUUUAAUUUGCGGAGGCUCGCGGCUGCCUGUCUCCCUAAGAACAUUACGUAAGGCUGCAGCGUACGCUACGUAUUUUCGAAGGAAAAAUAUCGGGUGACAUUGCAGUCUCUCCCCCUCUCUCUCUCUCUCUCUCUCCCUUUCUCUCUCUCUUUCGCUCUCUCUGUCACGGAGAGAUAUAACGUAAGCUCCUCUCGGUUAUUACGUCUGUCAAAGGCAGGGAAGGUGGAGCAUUGUCCGUCGUACGUGCUGACGCAGUGGGAUUUCUACGUGUGGUCUGCGUUUCGACCCGCCCUUCCCGCGGUGACGGUGAUGGGUCGGAAGCGGUGUGUCGGUGCAGAUUGUUCGAAGAUGGCGGCCGGGUGCUGCGGGGUGAAGAAGCAGAAGUUGUCGGGAUCCCCCGGGGCGGGGGGUCCCGGCGGGGCGGGGAGCGGAGUAGCCGGGACCGGACAUUGUGGAUCGGAAUUGGGGAUCGGGUCGUCGUCGACUGUGGUGGCCGGGAGCGUGAAUCGGGUGAACGGCCUGGGGGGUCCGGGGGGUAGUAGUAGUAGUAGCAGCAGCAGCAGCAGCAACAACACCAAUGCUCUGUCCCCAACUCCAGGAGGCUACAACUCCACCGGCCUCUCCCCGACUCUCAGUCCUGGCCCUGGCUCCGGAGCCAGGAAAAUGGUCGUUUCGGCGGAGAUGUGUUGCUUUUGCUUCGACGUGCUUUAUUGCCAUCUAUACGGAUACCAGCCUCCUCGAACACCCAGGUUUACAAACGACCCCUAUCCACUGUUUGUCACUUGGAAAAUCGGCCGGGACAAGCGGUUAAGGGGUUGUAUAGGUACAUUUUCUGCCAUGAACCUGCACUCAGGACUCAGGGAGUACACCCUUACCAGUGCCCUUAAAGACAGUCGCUUUCCCCCCAUGACGAGGGACGAGCUGCCGCGCCUCUUCUGCUCAGUGUCUCUGCUCACCAACUUUGAGGAUGUUGGUGAUUACCUAGACUGGGAGGUGGGUGUUCACGGCAUUAGGAUAGAAUUUUUUAAUGAAAAAGGAUCAAAGCGCACCGCCACCUACCUGCCAGAGGUUGCAAAGGAGCAAGGAUGGGACCACAUUCAGACCAUAGAUUCCUUACUUCGAAAGGGAGGUUACAAAGCUCCCAUCACAAAUGACUUCAGGAAGACUAUUAAAUUGACCAGGUACCGUAGUGAAAAGAUGACCAUGAGCUACGCAGAAUACAUCGCCCACCGCCAGCAUCAUCACUACCAGAAUGGCAUCGGGCACCCUCUCCCUCCGUACAACCAUUAUUCCUGACAGCGAGCCGCAUGACCAGUCACUGGACCUCUCGGCGGACAUCUUCCCGGGAGAGCCCGCCCCCUCGUGGUCUAGCUAUCUGUACUACUGUACCAUUUUAUGAUGAUAGUUUCCGUUGCCAUGUCGACAGUCCGUUGGAGGCAUGGCAGCGGGUGGCAAAUAAGCAUUAGGUGAUUAUAAGCGAAAAAAUACAAUUCAUUUAUUUCGUCAUUUUUAUUCUUUGUAUUAAUUUAGUUUUUGCAGCGCAUAUAUAUAUAUAUAUAUAUAUAUAUAUAUAUAUAUAUAUAUAUAUAUAUAUAUAUAUAUAAAAUAUAUCAACCCUUCCUUUUUUUUAAGCAAAUAAACAAGUACUAAGUUUUUUUUGUUUCAACAAAUUUCCUAAAAUCAGGUUUCUCAGUCUGUGGAUGGAAAUAAGUCAUAUUAAAUGAUGGGCUAGUUACGCUUUUGCUCAGAUUUUAUGUAUGCUCAGCUUUAGUGACGUACGCAAUUUUGUUUCCUCUUUUAUUGUUUAUUAGUUUGACUUUUAUAUCAUAUAAGCAACCACAGGGUUUAAGGGAUUCUUUUUCCUCUCUGUGCAAUUCCUCGUGAGUGGUGAUUUUUGUUUUCCCUUCUCGUUUUAUCGUGAGCAUUGUUGUGCAGUGUAGGGUUAUGCAGUGUGGUAAGGAAGAACUAGUCAAGUCUUUAUUUUUUAUUUUCCUCAAACUCUGAGAUUAUUAAAACCACUAUUUUAAAUUAGCUUUUGGGUGCAUCAGAAUAUUUUUUUUUUUCCCCAUAAUGUAAAA
Labeo rohita (rohu) is the source of this 2981-nucleotide messenger RNA. It is a transcript of the gene ammecr1, whose product is annotated as AMMECR nuclear protein 1. NCBI's taxonomy places the organism in Eukaryota, Metazoa, Chordata, Actinopteri, Cypriniformes, Cyprinidae. The record is from RefSeq and is a predicted model, not a curated record. The coding region runs from base 1213 to 2199 and encodes 328 amino acids. The transcript is spliced from 6 exons.